UGCCGGGAUCUCCUUUCGCACUCGUGAGGUUUGGUCGCGUCGUCGCUGUUUGCUCGUCGCAGCGGAACAUCAACCUCCGAGUAGCGUCGUAACAACAAUCCGAUCAAAAUGAAGGUGGUCGCAGCGUACUUGCUUGCCCUUCUGGGCGGCAACUCUUCCCCGUCCGCCAAGGACAUUGAGGCCAUUCUUGGCGCAGUUGGGGCGGAGGCUGACCCCAGCAGGGUCAGUCUUCUGCUUAAGGAAUUAGAAGGGAAAGAUAUCCUUGAAGUGAUCGCUGCAGGGAAGGAGAAGUUCGCGUCCGUGCCUUCUGGUGGAGGUGGUGGUGUUGUCGUGGCCUCGGGAGGGGCUGCCGCUGCACCAGCUGCUGCUGCUGCUGAGGCAAAGGAGGAACCCAAGAAGGAGGAAGAAAAGGAAGAAUCCGAUGAUGACAUGGGCUUCAGCUUGUUUGACUAGGUGCACUUGGUGUGAAGCGUUGCUAGCAUCUUCGCUCUUAACCCUUGAUUGCGUUAUUGAGGGCACCCUUGUUGUAGUCCUUCCCUACGACUACAGUGUUGGAAACUAUACAGUAAAGAUUCUUUAUCAUUCGUGACAGUGACCAAACAUUUUUGAA
This is a messenger RNA of Physcomitrium patens, 610 nucleotides long. Its product is annotated as large ribosomal subunit protein P2y. Gene Ontology annotation, molecular function: structural constituent of ribosome. Lineage: Eukaryota; Viridiplantae; Streptophyta; Bryopsida; Funariales; Funariaceae. Gene Ontology annotation, cellular component: ribosome; cytosolic large ribosomal subunit. Gene Ontology annotation, biological process: translation; cytoplasmic translational elongation. The record is from RefSeq and is a predicted model, not a curated record.